This is a messenger RNA of Penicillium angulare, 11589 nucleotides long. Its product is annotated as histone acetyltransferase TRA1. The coding region runs from base 1 to 11589 and encodes 3862 amino acids. Gene Ontology annotation, molecular function: protein binding; transcription coregulator activity. The record is from RefSeq and is a predicted model, not a curated record. The transcript has 4 exons. Gene Ontology annotation, biological process: regulation of DNA-templated transcription; DNA repair. Gene Ontology annotation, cellular component: NuA4 histone acetyltransferase complex; SAGA complex; nucleus. Lineage: Eukaryota; Fungi; Ascomycota; Eurotiomycetes; Eurotiales; Aspergillaceae.
AUGGAGCGAAAUAUCGAUGUCUAUGCCAACAAAUUGGCCGACGAGAGGCUCGAUGUGAAGGUGCGAGCGAAUGUCGCGACCGAACUUCGCGACAACAUUGAACCUCUUUGCUCCGGCACAAACUACCCCACAUUUCUAUCCAAACUAUGGCCGGUCUUCAAAACGAUUCUGAGUGGAGACCCGGUCUUCUUCAGCAUGUCACACGAACAGAAACUUCGCAACUGUAUCCUAGAAACUCUACACCGGUUACCGACUGCCUCCCCCGAUGUCGAAUUGUACGCUGCCGAUAUAGUUGACUUGUUGAUGGACCUCGCACGAAUUGAGAACGAAGACAAUGCGGUAUUGUGUAUGAAGACGAUAAUGGACCUGGAACGCAACCAACCGAAGGCCACCUCAGCACGUGUGCAGCCUUUCCUGGAGCUUAUACAAGAAAUGUUCCAGACAAUGGAACAGGUAGUUCGGGAUACCUUCGACACUCCUAAUCAAGCAACGCCUUCCGGAAUGCCCUCAACACCAAACGCACCUCCUCAGAAUUUCCAGUCACCUCGACCAAGUUCACCCGCUACCUCUGUGUCAGACCUGGGCCCUGAGCAGCAAUCCAGCAAUGUCAUCUUGAAGGGCAUGCAGUCAUUCAAGGUUCUUGCGGAAUGCCCAAUCAUCGUUGUUUCGAUCUUCCAGACCCAUCGGAAUUCAGUACCAGCAAAUGUCAAGCUCUUUGUACCUCUCAUCAAGACAAUCCUGCUGUUACAAGCGAAGCCUCAAGAGAAAGCCCACGCGGAUGCUGCUGCUCAAGGCACCAUCUUUACUGGCGUCUGCAAAGAGAUUAAGAAUCGGGCCGCUUUUGGAGAAUUCAUUACUGCUCAAGUGAAGACGAUGAGCUUUCUUGCUUACCUGCUUCGCCUUUACGCACACCAGCUCCAAGACUUCUUACCAACAUUACCAUCAGUUGUUGUGCGCCUGCUUCAGGAUUGUCCUCGAGAGAAGUCUGGUGCUCGCAAAGAGCUCCUGGUUGCAAUUCGUCAUAUCAUCAACUUCAACUACCGCAAGAUUUUCCUCGAAAAGAUUGAUGAGCUUCUUGAUGAGCGAACCUUGAUCGGAGAUGGCCUCACUGUUUAUGAAACUAUGAGACCUCUAGCGUACAGCAUGUUGGCAGACCUCAUCCACCACGUACGAGACCACCUUAGUCGUGAUCAGAUUCGCCGAACUGUUGAAGUUUACACCAAAAAUCUUCAUGAUGACUUCCCCGGCACGAGCUUUCAAACAAUGAGCGCUAAGCUUCUACUCAACAUGGCGGAGAAGAUUUCCAAAUUGGAAGAUAAACAGGAAGCUCGCUACUUUCUCAUCAUGAUCCUGGAUGCCAUUGGUGACAAGUUUGCUUCUAUGAAUCAUCAAUUCAACAAUGCUGUGAAAGUUUCCAAGGCUUACAAGGAAUCUCGCAAGGAUACCGAACCUUCCCCAGAAAAUUAUCUUGCUGAGAAGGAUCAACCUCCGGACUGGGAUGAUAUCGAUAUCUUCUCUGCGUCUCCAAUUAAGACUUCUAGCCCGCGCGAUCGGGGCGGCGAUCCUGUCUCAGAUAACAUCUUCCUUUUCAGGAAUCUGAUCAACGGGUUGAAGAACAUUUUCCACCAAUUGAAAAAUUGUAACCCAGAUGAUGUUCAGAUCGACCCCAACAUUGUUCCUAUCAAUUGGCCUGAGGUCUCAUUUGGAUAUAAUGCCGAGGAAGUUCGUGUGAUCAAGAAGCUCUUCCAUGAAGGUGCUCGGGUCUUCCGGUACUACGGCGUCGAUCAACUUCCGGUAGAGAUGAACCACGCAUCCCCAUUCGAAUUUCUUGCUAGCCAAUACACAGCACCCAUGGGGCGCGAAGAAAAAGAGCUAUUAGAAAGCUUUGGAACCGUUUUCCAUUGCAUUGAUACAGCAACAUUCCAUGAAGUCUUUCACUCGGAGAUUCCGUACCUUCACGAACUCAUGUUUGAGCAUGGUUCACUUCUUCACCUCCCCCAGUUCUUUCUUGCUAGUGAAGCUACUUCGCCAGCGUUCUCUGGCAUGGUGUUGCAAUAUUUGAUGGAACGCAUUGAUGAGGUUGGCACGUCAGAUAUGACCAAGGCCAAGAUCCUGCUGAGAAUGUUCAAACUCUCGUUCAUGGCAGUGACAUUAUUCUCUGUACAAAACGAGCAGGUUCUCCAUCCACAUGUCACAAAGAUUGUCACCAAGUGCAUUGAGCUAUCAGUCAAUGCCGAGGAACCUAUGAAUUACUUCCUUCUUCUGCGAUCUCUUUUCCGCAGCAUCGGCGGCGGCCGGUUUGAGCUCCUGUACAAAGAGAUCCUUCCCCUUUUGGAGAUGCUUCUGGAAACAUUUAACAACUUGCUGAGUGCUGCUCGUAAGCCACAAGAGCGGGAUCUCUACGUUGAGCUUACCCUUACCGUCCCAGCACGGUUGAGUCAUUUGCUUCCUCACUUGAGCUAUCUCAUGCGCCCAAUUGUGGUGGCAUUGCGUGCCGACUCUGAUCUUGUUGGACAGGGCUUGCGCACUCUGGAACUUUGCGUGGAUAACCUGACAGCUGAUUAUCUUGACCCAAUCAUGGCCCCCAUUAUGGAUGAAUUGAUGACAGCUCUUUGGGAUCAUCUCCGACCUCACCCAUACAACCAUUUCCAUGCACACACUACCAUGCGGAUCCUCGGAAAGUUGGGUGGCCGGAAUCGCAAGUUUCUCAACCAUCCACCAGAGCUGUCAUUCCAGCAAUACUCCGAUGAUAACCCAAGCUUUGAUAUCCGACUCAUUGGCCCAAGUGAAAAGCGGCCAUUCCCCGUGGAUAUCGGUAUUGACCUCGCCGUUGGGAAGCUAAUGGAAGCUCCAAAGACAGAUUCUGCUAAGACUUCAGACAUUUAUUACAAGCAGCAAGCUUUCCGUAUGCUGAGCUCUCAUCUGAAGCUGCAGAUCGGUUAUGAGAACCUUCCUGAUGAUCUAGCAUCUCUGAUUCGCCUACACGCCAAUGAUCUCUUCGAGAGCAAAGUCAGUGCCAUGGGUGAUAUACUAGAGAAAUCUGAGCGCUCGGCAUCUAUCCCCAAGAAGGUGGCGCAAGAAGCCACUGUGAAGAAGCUGUUGAAGGCCUGCAUUCAUGCCACCACCAUUCCCGAACUCGAGCCUACCGCAACUACUUUUGUGGCCGAUGUUUGCAAGCACUUCACUAUUGUCGAGGUUGGCCGCGCUCUUUCUCAAGCUCGCCACGGCCGCAAGGCAUUUGAUGUAUCGAAUGGAGAAGGCCCUGUUUACUUGGACUCACGAGUCCUGGCUGAAGCCAUCGUCGAAACUCUUUCUUCUGACGACGUGCAUGUUCGCGAAUCUGCUGAGCAAGCUAUGCAAGUAGUGAAGGAAGCCGCUGGUGUUAUAUUCGGUUCUUCUGAGAAAGCAUCAAAGCUUCCAUUCUUCCAACAUCUUGGUCGUGUGUUCUGCCACAGCUGCUAUAGCGAGGAGUGGUUUACUAAGGCCGGUGGUAGCCUGGGAAUCAAACUUCUUGCCACGAAGAUGGACCUUGGAGAGUCUUGGCUUUAUGAACGCCAUGUCGACUUUUCGCGCGCUCUUUUGCAUGUGAUCAAAGAUACACCAUCAGAUCUUCCUGCGUCUACUCGGGUCCAAUCCCAGGAAACGAUUACUUUGAUCCUGCAACGGUGCGGAAAAACUAUACCCAAGGAUGACAUCAAGAACGAGAAGAGCCGCCUGUAUGCCCUUUGCGGGUUCUUCGUUUAUGAGCUUGGCCAUAUGAACAAGUAUGUUCGCGAGACUUCUCGUCGCUGCUUUGCUACGCUGAAAGAAGAAUUGGGCUGCGAGGUCCACGAGCUCAUCUUUCCGGUUAAGGAUCGCUUACUACAGCCGAUAUUCAACAAGCCUUUGCGUGCCUUGCCAUUCGCGACCCAGAUUGGCUUCAUCGACGCCAUCACAUAUUGCUUGAGCUUGCACAACGACAUCGUCACUUUCAACGAGCCACUUAAUCGCCUAAUGCUGGAAUCCCUUGCGCUUGCAGAUGCGGAUGAUGAGUCCCUCGCUUCCAAGCCGAACGAAUUCAAGAACGCAGAUAUGAUUGUCAAUCUGCGUGUUGCUUGUCUGCGACUUCUUUCCAUGGCGAUGAACUUCCAAGAGUUCGCCAACACCCCGCAGAAUACUAGUCGGGCUCGGAUUAUCUCCGUCUUCUUCAAAUCCCUGUACUCCCGCUCUCCUGAAGUCAUCGAAGCUGCAAAUGCUGGUCUCAAGGACGUUCUCACUCAGACAAAUAAGCUUCCAAAAGACUUGCUCCAAAAUGGAUUACGUCCUAUCCUUAUGAACUUGCAAGAUCCCAAGCGUCUCAGCGUUGCUGGCCUAGAUGGUCUGGCUCGCCUCUUGACCUUGUUGACAAAUUACUUCAAGGUUGAGAUCGGUGCUCGUCUUUUGGAUCACAUGAAGGUCAUUGCGGAUGAUACCAUGCUUCAAAAAGUUUCCUUUAGCCUUGUGGAGCAAAAUCCUGCUUUGAAGAUUGUGGCCGCUAUCUUUAAUAUCUUCCAUCUCCUCCCUCCCGCCGCCACUUCCUUCAUGGAUCACCUUGUCAAUAAGGUUUUGGAUCUUGAGAAGAAGUUGCGAAGGACAUCGCAUAGUCCUUUCCGAAAGCCCCUCGUCAAGUAUCUAAAUCGUUACCCUACAGAGAGCUUGGCAUUCUUCUUUGCUCGAUUCAAAGAUGAACGAUACGGUCGUUUCUUUGGGCAGAUUUUGGCUGACCCCGAGAGCGGCGCGUUACGCAAUGCGAUUGUCUCUGACACAGAGAACUUCCUCACUACUGCAUUUGGACAAGAAGGAACCGAAGCCAAAAACACUGCCGCCAUUAAUGGUAUUUAUGUUGCUCACUCUAUCUCUUCAUAUGCAUCAACCAAGAAAUGGCUUGUCUCACAUGCAGACCUGCGAGCAAAACUUAUAACCUCUGGACGAGAACUGGAAAGGAAACUUCGUGGUGACAGUCUUCCGCCCGAUGAGCGUCUCAGAGUGGAGCAGGCUGAGGAUCAGUUGAUGGACAUUUUCACUACGUACUUGACAGAGGCCUCACAUGACCUUGACUUUUUGUUUGAAGUCAUUGAUGGAUUGUCUGCAGACGAGCUCAAGCGAACUCUGGCUCUUCCAAGAUUCAUUUACAAACAAAUCAUUACAAAUGAGUCCAUCGAUUACCGUCGCUCUGUCAUCAUGCGCUGCCUUGAGCUCUACGGACAACGGGCCUGUUCACAACGGACCAAAACAUAUGCGUUCCGUAAUUUAGUGAACCCAAUCUUGGCUAUGGAUGUUCAAACCACAUGGAGCAGCCCACCCAAUACUCCUAGACUGAUGGACAAGAGUAUGACUGAAUCUAUUCAAAGUCGUCUGUGGAAGCCUCAGCUAGCAGAUCUCAGCGAAGAGUCCAGCCAGGCUGGAGUCGACCAUUCCAGGAUGGAGUUGCUUCAGCUUUCAGCUCUGUUGAUCAAAUAUCACUCGCAAACAGUACAAGACUCUCGCAAAGAUAUCAUUAAGUUUGCUUGGAACUACAUUCGUCUUGAGGACAUCAUCAAUAAGUAUGGCGCUUAUGUCCUCAUCAGCUACUUCAUCGCCCACUACGAGACGCCUUUCAAGAUUGUCAUCCAGGUUUAUGUUGCCUUGCUGAGAGCCCAUCAAAACGAGGGCCGUGCCCUUGUCACUCAGGCGCUUGAUGUCUUGGCCCCUGUUCUUCCAAACCGAACUGCCGGAAAUCAAGGUGCCGAAGCUCGCUAUCCUUUGUGGGCUAAGUGGCCUCGUCGCAUUUUAGCCGAGGAAACUGCCAAUUUGCAGCAAGUGAUGAGCAUCUUCCAGUUCUUGGUUCGACAACCUGAUCUGUUUUACGAGUCGCGCGAGCAUUUUGUACCUCUCAUCGUUCCCUCUCUCAUCAAGAUUGCUGGCCCACCAAACGCAUCUAAUGACAGCAAGAAGCUUGCACUUAACCUUAUUGGGUUGGUUUGGCAUUGGGAGGAGAAGCGUGCACGAGCGGCAGAUAGCAACAGUGUGCCCAAUGGGUUGACAGACUCCCCCAAUACCAAGAAACGCAAGUUGGAUGAAGCUCAAGAAACACCAUCACCCGCCUUAGCACCUCCCCCAAGCCGAGGUGGAUCCGACUACACAGUGCCUGCUGAGCUUCGCGCUGCUCUGAUCAAAUACCUGAUCACCUUCAUCACGACUAUCUCUGAGCGUUUCUUAGUUCCCGCUGCGCAGAUUCGGUUAUCCCCGUCGGCCAAGCAGGCCCCAGCAGUGCCUACUGGUGAGAUGAUUAACAAGGCAAUCAACCUUCUCAGGAAGCUCCUCUCGCCAGAGUACUGGGGUGACCUUGAUAUUGAUCUGUAUCAGAAGGUUACAGAACCAAUUCUUGCCGGAGAGAAAUCUGAUAAACCAGAUGAGAAAUUGGUCACACCCAUGGUUAACGCCCUUCAAGUACUGCGUGUUCUCAUUGCAGCCAAACCAAAUGAAUGGAUUUCAGCUCGUCUCUCAACAAUUCAAAAGUUACUCGAGAAGCCAUUGAAAUGUGACAACGCCGAAAUUCAAGACUGUCUUCACGGCUUGGAGGACGAGAUGGAGAUUUCACCCAAGCUGCCGCCACCGGUUCGUCGUGUGCUUGAAGCCAUUCCAGAUGAAGCCCCCGAUGAAGAAGAUGCAAUGGAGACCGAAAGCACUGCAUCUGAGUUUGCCACAUUCUUGUCUGCUGUUGCAACAGAAACAUUGUCCGCCAACAAUUAUGUCUCAAGCCUGAAUACCCUAUGGACACUUUCCAAACAUAAGCCUGCCGAAAUAGAUACCCAUAUUCCGGCUGUUAUGAAGGCUUUCUCCCAAAAAUUGGCGAAAGAGCAUGUUGCGGCAUCAACUCAGCAGAAUGGUGCGCAGGCUCAGAGUGGCGCUGCCAACAAGCCCGCUGAAGCUGUUCCGGACCAACAAGAGGUCGAGAUUGGUGUUGAUCUCAUUUUCAAGACGAUUGAACUGAUCUCCGUACGGAUGUCUCACCUUGGCGACCAACGGCGCCCGUUUUUGAGCGUGUUGGCCUCUAUUGUGGAAAGAUCACAGAACCCCAAGUUAUGUACCAAGGUUCUAGAGAUGGCAGAAUCAUGGAUAUUCCACUCAACCGAGUCAUGGCCUACGUUGAAAGAGAAGACGGCUGUCUUGCAUAAGAUGCUGCUCUUUGAGUCGCGAACGGAUCAGACAAUGCUCAAGAAGUUCCUCGACCUUGUGAUCCGGAUCUACGAAGAUUCAAAGAUCACCCGCACAGAGCUGACUGUUCGGUUAGAGCAUGCUUUCCUGAUCGGUACCAGAGCGCAAGAUGUUGAGAUGCGCAACCGGUUCAUGAACAUCUUCGAUCGUAGCUUGACACGUCUGGCUAGCUCCCGUUUGAGCUAUGUGCUCACAUGUCAAAACUGGGACACUCUCGCCGACUCUUUCUGGCUGGCUCAGGCCUCACACCUUGUCCUUGGGUGCGUUGAUAUGAACACCACCGCUCGUCUACACCAAGAUGACUUCACCUUAUAUCCUCUGAGCUUCCUUUUCGCCGCAGGUGAGAAGGACCCGCGGAAGUCAGAUGUUAUGGUUGACAAUCAAUUGGAAACUUUCGUUGCUGAACGCAGGCGCUUCAUGUCAGAAGUUGGCGAUGUGAAGGUUCGUGAUUUGAUGGAACCAUUGUUGCAGCUUCAGCAUACCGACUCGAAUGUCUCUUAUAAAUUGUGGACUACCAUCUUCCCCAUCUUCUGGUCAACAUUAUCCAAAGAUGAUCGCAUUGAUCUUGAGAAGGGCAUGGUCACCCUGCUCACCAGAGAGUACCACCAGAGACAACUUGACAAGCGCCCCAAUGUCGUUCAAGCUCUGCUGGAGGGUGUUGUUCGUGCUCGGCCCCGGUUCAAGGUUCCUCCACAUGUCAUGAAGUACCUCAGUCGUACCUACGAUGCUUGGUACACUGCCGCUACGUACUUGGAAGAGAGUGCUGUCAACCCAAUAAUCGACACUUCUACAGUUCGUGAGAGUAACCUUGAUGCCCUGGUCGAAGUCUAUGCUGGGCUUCAAGAAGAUGACUUCUUCUACGGUACAUGGCGACGUCGUUGCAAGUUUGUUGAAACCAACGCGGCACUGUCCUAUGAACAGCAGGGCAUGUGGGACAAAUCUCAACAGCUCUAUGAAAAUGCUCAAAUCAAAGCACGUUCGGGAGCUAUGCCAUUCUCUCAAGGUGAAUAUUUCGUUUGGGAAGACCAUUGGUUGAUCUGCGCUCAGAAGCUCCAACAAUGGGAGAUCCUGAGUGACUUCGCCAAGCAUGAGAACUUGAACGAUCUUCUGCUUGAGUCUGCCUGGAGGAAUAUCGAGAACUGGCAGAGCGAAGGCAACCGUGAGCAGUUGGAGUCUUUGAUCAAGUCCGUUUCUGAUGCUCCUACGCCACGACGCACCUUCUUCCAAGCUUUCAUGGCACUUCUGCAAUACCACACCAAGAAGGAGAACAUGCAAGACUUCAACAGUGUCUGCGACGAGUCCAUCCAGCUGUCUAUUCGCAAAUGGCUUCAAUUGCCGAAGCGGAUCACCAAUGCUCACAUCCCCAUCCUGCAACAUUUCCAGUUGCUGGUUGAACUGCACGAUGCUAGCCAUAUCUGCGGCAGCUUGGCCCAGACCAACGAACGGAACCUCGAUACGAAGUCUGCUGAGUUGAAGCUUCUCCUGGGAACCUGGCGGGACCGGUUACCUAACCUGUGGGAUGACAUUAAUACUUGGCAAGACCUGGUGACAUGGCGACAGCAUAUCUUCCAGCUUAUCAACGGUACUUAUUUGAGCCUGCUGCCACCCCAGACAAACAAUGUGGCCAGCAACUCCUAUGCUUACCGCGGAUACCAUGAAACCGCCUGGAUCAUCAAUCGCUUUGCCCAUGUUGCUCGCAAGCACCAGAUGCCGGAAGUCUGCAUUAAUCAGUUGAGUCGCAUUUACACGCUGCCCAACAUUGAAAUUCAAGAAGCUUUCCUGAAGUUGCGUGAACAAGCCAAAUGCCAUUACCAGAACCCGAAGGAGCUCAAUAGUGGAUUGGAUGUUAUCAACAAUACCAAUCUUAACUACUUCGGACCCCAGCAAAAGGCUGAAUUUUACACCUUGAAGGGCAUGUUCCUUGCCAAACUCGAUCAGACUAAUGAAGCCAACGAAGCUUUUGGUGUUGCUCUCUACUAUGAUCUUCGUCUUGCAAAGGCAUGGUCUGAGUGGGGUCAAUACAGUGACCAGCGCUUCAAGGCUGCUCCCGCAAACUAUGAGCUGGCUAGCAAUGCUGUUAGCUGUUACCUGGAAGCAGCCGGUCUGUACAAGAGUGCCAAAUCACGCAAACUGCUCAGUCGCAUCCUUUGGCUCCUCAGCUUGGACAAUGAUGAAGGUCAGAUUGCUAAUGCAUUUGAAAACUUCAAGGGAGAUACGCCAGUCUGGUAUUGGAUCACCUUCAUUCCCCAGCUUCUCACCAGCUUGUCUCACCGUGAGGCGCGUUUGUGCAAGGCUGUUCUGGUCAAGAUCGCCAAGCUGUACCCACAAGCUCUCUUCUUCUUGCUUCGAACCAAUCGGGAGGACAUGUUGAGCAUCAAGAAGCAACAUGACCAAAAGCAGGAGAAGUUAAACCGUGCUAGACAACAGCAGCAACAGUCAUCCUCGCCAAGCCAAAAGCCCAACGGGGAAGCGUCCCCUGCUCAGAAACCUCCAACUAGUGUACCUGCUCCCAGUGCUUCUCCAGCGAACCAAGCUGCCAACUUGCCAACAGCUCAAUCGCCUGCACAGAAUCAAUCCGCCCAGCAGUCGCCCGCGCAACCUCAAAACCAGGUGCAAGCUUCUCCCAGUCAAGCUCAAACCCCUAUCCCUGGUCAAGCUCUACCCCAAGGUGCGCCAGGUCACUUGCAAGUUCCGGGACAAGCUGGAACGCCGCAGCAACAACCUGCACAGCCACCACAACAGAACCAAGGUGCCUCCGCCGGUGAGAACGAGAAGGAGCCUCUCAAGAAACCAUGGGAGUACUCGGAUGAGAUCAUGUCUGGUCUCAAGACUGCCUUCCCGCUUCUUGCUUUGUCUAUGGAAACAAUGGUUGAUCAGAUUCACAAGAAUUUCAAGUGCCCGCCAGACGAGGAUGCUUAUCGACUUAUUGUCGCUUUGCUCAACGAUGGAUUGGCCUAUGUUGGACGCAUGCCUGGAUCAUACGCGCAGGAUUUCAAGCUGCCUUCUGCGACAGAAGCAAACAUCACCCGCUUCGCGGAGACCAUUCUUCCUGCUCAUAUUCGCAAGUCGUUCGAAGCUGACUUUGUCACCAAGAAGCCGACAAUGUACGAGUACAUCCAGAAGUUGCGUCGUUGGCGUGACAAGUUCGAAGAAAAGUUGGAUCGUCGUCCCCAGUCCGGAAAUCUUGAGAACUACUCGCCCCACCUCAGCGAGUUCCGAUUCCUCAAGUUUGACGAAGUUGAGGUGCCAGGACAGUACCUUCUCCACAAGGAUAAGAACCAGGACUUUGUUCGUAUCGAUCGUUUCUUGCCUGAUGUCGACUUGGUUCGGGGUAUUGGCGUUUGUCAUCGUCGUCUCAAGAUUCGUGGACACGACGGUAGCAUUCAAGCAUUUGCCGUUCAGCACCCUGCUGCACGUCACUGCCGUCGCGAGGAACGCAUUCUCCAAUUGUUCCGCAUCUUCAACGGUCUGUUGGCGAAGCGCAAGGAGAGUCGACGUCGCAAUCUCUACUUCCACCUCCCCCUGAUGGUUCCGCUGGCGCCACAUAUCCGCUUGGUUCGUGAUGACUCUUCAUACAUCUCGAUGCAAGGCAUCUAUGAGGAUUACUGCAGACGUGUUGGCAUCAACAAGGACGAGCCGGUGUUAUUCACCAUGGACCGAAUGCGUUCUCUGGCAGAGACAAAGCAGAAUCGCUCUCCCGAUCAACAGCAAGUGCUUCGCACCGAGAUCCUGACAGCGGUUCAAGAUAAAUGGGUUCCCAGCACUGUAGUCUUGGAGUACUUCCAACAGACAUACCCCAACUUCGCAGAUUUCUGGCUAUUCCGAAGACAAUUUGCCUACCAAUACGCGGCAGUCGCUUUCAUGACCUACGUGAUGCACAUUGGCAACCGUUACCCUAACAAGAUCCUCAUUUCCCGCUCAACAGGCGACAUCUGGGGUGCAGAGUUGAUUCCCACCAUUAACCCCGCCAAGGCAAUCUUCUACAACCCAGAGCAAGUGCCAUUCCGAUUCACACCAAACAUCCAGACACUACUGGGUCCAAUCGCCACCGAGGGUCUCUUUGCCUGUGCCAUGAUGGCCAUUUCUCGCUGUUUGACCGAACCGCGCCACGAGCUAGAGCAACAACUCAGCAUCUUUGUACGCGAUGAGAUGAUGUUCUGGGCUACUGCCCAACAUCGUGGUUCCUUGCCUGUGCCUCAGCUCCGCGAGCUAGUCAACAACAACAGUGAUAUCAUCGUCAAUCGCGCUGUUAGCCUUGCUAGCCCACCUGAGGGUAACCUGCCUGCCAAUCAAACCACGAUCGAUCUGAUCUCCAAGGCAGUGAACCCUCAGCAUCUGUCGUCGUGCGAUGCGUUGUGGAUGCCUUAUCUCUAA